Molecule: messenger RNA, 530 nt
Organism: Rosa rugosa (rugosa rose)
Lineage: Eukaryota; Viridiplantae; Streptophyta; Magnoliopsida; Rosales; Rosaceae
Exons: 5
Coding region: 11-451 (146 amino acids)
Source: RefSeq, a predicted model, not a curated record
CUUGUCAUGCAUGUAUGAGUUUAUCAUGUGUAGCGAAUUUAGUAUUUUUCUUUCUUUCUUAUCAAACAGGGUCAAGAAGGUUGAACCAUCGAAAAAGAAAAAUGAGAAAUCAUCUGAUAAAGAUCAAUCAGUACCACAACUAUCUCAGGAUCAAGAAGCUCAACCAUCAAGAAAGAGGAAUAAGAAAUUGUCUAGUAAGGAUCAAUCAGUACCUCAACAAUCCCAGGAUCAAACUAAACCAUCAAGAAAGAGAAAUACAAGAUCGUCUAAUAAGGAUCAAUUAUUACCUCAAGCAUCUCAGAAUCAAGAAGCUGAACCUUCAAGAAAGAGAAAUAAGAAAUCCUCUACAGAGAAUCAAUCACUACGUCAAGACUCUCAGGAUCAAGGAGCUCCACCAUCAAGCAAAAGAAAGAAACACUUGUCUACUCGUUUAGUUGGUUAUCAUACAUAGUAAUCUUCUAUAAAUGUCAAAGACUAGAUGCAGAUGGUUGUACCCCUAUUUUUAUUUUUUGUUGCUGUUAAAAGUUUCA